AUGGCUCUUCCAAGAUUGAGGUUCGUUUUCCAGCCCCACUUGAAUACAAUCGUUUCUCAUACAUAUACAAAUGUAUUCCUACAAUAGCUCUCUCUCUCUCUCAAGUCUAUACCAUUUGUGCUCCUCCUCCUCCUCCUCCUCCUCUUACAAAUUGGCUCAGCACUUGCGUUGACUCAUCCUCCUCUCAUCUUCUCGUUUUUGAUCGCUUUUUCUCGUAUCUCAUCAUUUUGAAUAGAAAUUGUGCUCAAAGAAUCAUUCUUCGCUCACAUACUAAACUCAAAAGACUUUUGUGGUGAUGUGUGUUCCUCCGGACCUUUCUCUUGCGAAUAGCAGCAUAAGACAUAGACAGUCACUUUAAAACGCUUCUUGAUCGAUGAACACAAAUAAAAUGGCAUAGAGCACAGCGAAAAAGUUCACUGACUCGUAGGACAAGAGCAAGGAGCUGUCAAGCAUGUCGCGCAUAGCACCAACUCUCUCUCGAUUUCAGGGUGAAUGCAAGCAACGAGGAGCGUCUGGUGCACCCGAAUCACAUGGUCUACCGGAAAAUGGAGAUGCUCGUCAACCAGAUGCUCGAUACCGAUCACGGUGUGCCGAUCAAGACUGUCAAGAGCUUUUUGUCGAAGGUGCCGUCGGUGUUCACCGGACAAGAUCUCAUCGGGUGGAUUAUGAAGAACUUGGAUAUGACUGAUCUUUGUACGUUUUAUAUCCUCGCCCUAUCAUUGUGCAAUACACAUUUUCAGCCGACGCUCUUCAUCUCGCCCAUCUCAUCGCAUCUCACGGCUACCUAUUCCAAAUUGACGAUCACGUGCUGACCGUCAAAAAUGACGGAACUUUCUAUCGCUUUCAAACGCCCUACUUUUGGCCCUCAAACUGUUGGGAUCCGGAGAACACCGAUUACGGUAGCCACAUAUCACGCAUCUCAUUCUGAUAUUAUCGUUCAGCUGUGUACUUGUGCAAGCGAACAAUGCAAAACAAAGCGCACCUGGAGCUGGAGGAUUUCGAAGCCGAAAACUUGGCCAAACUGCAAAAAAUGUUCUCACGCAAAUGGGAAUUUGUAUUCAUGCAGGCCGAAGCUCAGUACAAGUUCGUCAUUGUUUGGCUCUGGCGCGAGUGUUUGCUUUUACGUUGAACUCACCUCAUUCACACCUGAUCUAACACUACAUUUUCUGUGUAUGCGCGCAUCUACACGACACUUUGCAACCCCGCAUUUUUGAACGAGUCUGGUCAUUUCUUUGAAACUAUCUAGCUUGUGAAAUGCUCUUACAGGGAAAGUGUCUGAUUUGUUCGCAAUGUUUCAUACUUGUCACAACAGACACUUUGCUUGUCAGAACAUUUUUUGCGGAAUCUCUUCGCGCUUCUCGCAGGAGCGAAAAGGGAAAUGAGGAGAAGAUGAAUGGGUGGUGGUGGUGGUGGUGGCCGACAAUCCGAAAAGAUUGGAAAAAUCGGCGCCUCUUGGCUGGAAGUAAUGGAUAAAAGGAGAUGGAGAAGGAGGCGUGGCGAACAGAUUAGAUUCUUAGUUCCUUCUUCUUCGCCUUCUUCUUCUUCUUCUUCUUCUUCUACCCACCAGCCUCCAUUGCAUUCAAUUCCAUCUGACUCUUGCUCGAGAGAAUGGGCGUUUUUGCAAAGUUACGCAGCUUGUUUUUCUCCAGAAAGACGCCGGUCGAACAGACGGAGACCAAUGAAAAGUGGGUCCAUAGUAUAUUAGCGGACAAUAGACUUUUUGACAAGCUGUAAUUCGCCUCAACUUUGAUCGAUCCACCUCUGUCAGCAAUUAGAAGACGGUUACUGGAGUAGAGACUCGGAAAGUUGCUCUGAGCGCUAAUUUAGUACACAUUGUAGAGAUACUCGAAGUUUUGAGAGCGCCUUCUGGUAGCUAAAGUACCGUACCUAAACUCAAUCUUCUCCUCUCAAGUCAAGUUUACUUUUUAAAGUUUCGGGAUGAUCCGUGCAAUAUACUCUAACUUAAGACAAUAGUUUUCACGUCUAACGGCAUGGUAGCAUCAGUCAAGUUUGAACCGAAUUGCAGCUUUUCAGAGUGAACUAUUUUGAGCCGCUAUCGUAGAUACAAAAGCUUACUGUGUUUGUGAAUUGGUUCCUGGUCCGUCGUUUUUGGAGUGUUGUCACAAGUUUUCAUGAACAAGUGGUACAAUUUCUGAUAAAAACCUAGAAACACCCGAGGUUUGUCUACUAGCCCACUAACUUAUCCACCCUGCGCGCGCCCCAACAGCAAUGCUACACACAAAUAAAUCCAGGACGCUCAGGGUGGACAAGAAGCGCGAUCGACAAGAGCGUCAGAUUCUCGACAGUCAGGAACGCGCCUUCUGGGACGUGCAUCGUCCGGUGCCCGGAUGUGUGAACACCACCGAGGUCGACUUCCGCAAGUUGUCACGGUCCGGACGGCCAAAGUACAGCAGCGGGGGGCAUGCGGCGUUGGCGGCUUCUUCUUCGGGUAUUGGAUGCACUCAGUACUCGGCAAGUGUGGCCGCCGCCCAUGCUAGUCUCCCAUCAACGUCAAACGGAAGUGCCACGUCACCAAGGCAGGAUUCUGCGUCGUGUUCUUCCUCUGCGGGAGCCGCUAUGUCGGCACCGUCAACGUCCACGCCACCGGUCACCGCGUUUGCAUCGUAAGCCAUUCACAAAUAUUGAAACGAUCCUCACAUUUCUUUCUCAGAACGAGCAGCGCAAGCUCUGGCUCAUUCCGCAACAACUACUACGCACGGCCCGGGUUGCGACGAUGCACUCAAGUGCAGGAUACGUUGAAGUUGGAGAUUUGUCAGCUGAAUAGUCGACUCUCGAAAAAUGUGCUGAGGACGUCGAAAGUGGUGGAGAAGUGAGUGGAGCUGCUGUCGAAUCAAUCAACUAAUCGUUCAACUUUCAGCUACUUGGCCUACUACGAGGACCGCCGCGUCUUCGACUCUCUGCUGACACCUCCCGGCACCCAGGCGGAUCCCUUCCAAUCCAUGCCGAACCCGUGGAUCAAUGAUACUGUCGACUUCUGGCAGCAUGACAAGAUGUGAGUUGGAUGCAUCCGCACUCGGAUUUCAACUUUUUCAGCACGGGCGACAUACAAACCCGUCGUCUCAAGCUGUGGGAGGACAGCUUCGAAGAGCUUCUCGCCGAUUCGCUGGGUCGAGAGACUCUCCAAAAGUUCUUGGACAAAGAGUAUUCGGGCGAAAAUCUGCGCUUCUGGUGGGAGGUUCAAAAGCUGCGCAAGUGCAGCUCUCGAAUGGUUCCGGUGAUGGUUACGGAGAUUUACAACGAGUUCAUCGACACGAAUGCGGCCACGUCUCCGGUAAACGUGGAUUGCAAAGUGAUGGAGGUCACCGAGGACAAUUUGAAGAACCCCAAUCGCUGGAGUUUCGACGAGGCGGCGGUGAGAGCACUGCAGAGAAUGAUAAUAAACAUGAUGAUAUUAUAGGACCACAUUUAUUGCCUAAUGAAAAACGACAGUUAUCAGCGAUUUUUACGCUCGGAAAUCUACAAGGAUUUGGUGAUGCAGUCUAGGAAAAAAGUGAGUCAAACACUCUUUUUUCAGUUUCUGUGCAUCCUAUUGAGACCGUCCGUCGGCGAUGGUUUAGCUCAGUUCACCUUUCCUUUUGGAAUGUUAGUCUCGGCCUUUACCUCGGCAACUUUUCCCCGCGAUUCAUGUGUCUUUUUCCGAUUGGAUUGAAAGCUUCAGGAAUGCUCGCCACAACGUUGAACACUUCUGAUUUUGAGUCUCAUUCUUGAAUUCGAAAAUGACAAUACAUAGUAGGGAAUACUGGCAAAAACCCAGCGAGCUAAGAAUCCUCAACAAGUUCGAUCACUAACCUCUAACAGCAUGACGUUCCCUCUGGAAUCCCCGGAAUCAUGGAAACCCUAACCUCCCACUCACACCAUUUAAGUUCUCUACCUUCUUGACACCACACAACUUCUUCUUCUUCUCUGUCUUCUCCCCAACAUCCCAAUGCCCCGCCUCUCCGUUUAACUCUCAAUUCAGACAACGUUUACGUCGCUGAUCGCGCGAAAAGCGUCGCGACGCAUUGGUUCGACAAUAUCGCGGAGCAGUGCGCCGAGCCAGAAGACGUUGCACGCGAGCGCGUCUCUCGGCUCGACUCUUUCCGGUGGCGCCGGCUCGUCUUCGAUGCUGACGACAGGCUCGAGUCAGAAUCUUCUGCUCGCACCGCCACAACACCAUCUGUACGUGUCUCUCUUCCUUCCUCAUUCCUCCCCGGCCCCCCCUUCCUCUUCUUCCGACCCUUCAAGCCUUGGUCCAUCCAGUGGUGCCCGUUCGUUCAUCGUUAUCACUGGUUAUGACACCACUGUCUGUCCGCACCUCACUUUAACACACUUUGUAUGUCCUGUUCCACUUUGCAUGCCCUUUUUUGCAUGGGGCUUCGUUUGGAUUGAAUUUGAAGCCGCUCGAUUACUGUGUUUCUUUCGCUUGCUUUUGUUUUGUUCUCCGCAGUAACUUUCUAAUGGGUUUGAGGAGCAAGUGACCCAUUUGCCCUCAAAGAGCCCCUCAGAAAGGAUACGCCUCAAACACGGUUUUUGGUAUCCGUCUCAAGCAGAGACGGCCAACAUUUUUAUUUCUCCUCUCAAUAUCAUCGCAAGACGACCAUAUCCAUUAUUUCAGGUGAACCAAAAAGGUCCGAAAGGCUUUCUAACCGGCAACUUACCAUCGUUCUCGAACGCUGUCCGAAGCAAUCUGCACGUCGGCCAACAAGGAUCUUCCUGCUCACCAACUUCCAACGCGCCCUCAUAA
Messenger RNA from Caenorhabditis sp. 36 PRJEB53466, 4744 nucleotides. The record is from the annotation of a GenBank genome assembly. Lineage: Eukaryota; Metazoa; Nematoda; Chromadorea; Rhabditida; Rhabditidae.